AUGACCGCGUCUAUGGGCGGUGUCUCAUGCUGCAGGCCUUCCCAUCAUGCACUGGGAGGACCUCAGCCAGCGGAUAGCAGAGCUAGAGAAACAGGAGCAGGAGAGGAGGGAAAGGUCAAAGACCGGGCUGAGGACGGAGGACGGUGGGGGGGGAGUGUGGAGACAUGUGUGGGAGGAGGACGAGGAGGACGGCAGGCAGGAGGUGUCGAGUCGCCGUCGUCUCGUCACGAUUUCACAGCCACAGAAACCUGCAGCUGUGCUUCAUCAACGACAGCGACAGUGAGGACGAGGACCAAGCAAACACCAGAAAGGUUUCCAUGGGAACGGGGGCGUAACGGUUGCCACGCGGCGGGGCUGAAACAGGAAGUGGCGACGGCUCUGAGGACGCUGAGGGACAAACUGCUGGCGGAGCAGAGAGAGAGCGAGCAUCUGUCCGGCAGCAGCAGCUGUGUCUCUGAGCGGAAACAUCUGGAGCGUCUGGAGCUGCAGGAGCUUUCAGUGCAGCAGCUCAGCAGCCUGAGAGCGUCACUGCAACAGGAAGUGCACGCUCUGAGCUCGGAGCUGGUGACCCACCUGUUGGUACGAGACCAGCUGAGGACGAAGCAGGACGCCAUGCUGCUGGACGUCCAGGACCUGACCUAACGCCACGACCACAGACUGGGACGGUCCACACUAACAAGUUUAACAAUUGGAACAUCUGGCCAUGUUCGUCCAUGUCAGGAGUCAAUAACUUCAACUAAACGUCCGCUGAGCUGCCAACGCAUCAAAACUGACAGAGCGCCAGCCUUCAGGGCACGAAGGGGACGAUACGACCGGAUGGUCAGGUGUAAACGAAACUGAGUCGCCUGAAAACCCAGAAGGUUUUAUGGCACCACUUUGAGGUUGUCCAGUCAGGACGAAACUUCAGCACAACGUCCAAAAGAAACGAGUCGGUUCACGGCAGCAAGUUGAUAAGAAACAAAGAGAAGUAACUUUGAAAGUUCAACGAAGGAACAAAGUUUUCGGUGGAUUGAAUCCAAAUUCAAACACAAAUCAAUCACCUUCUGGCUGGUGAGGACGGGGUUACCCUUAAACCGCGAACAAAGAAAGACAAACACAGCUAAGCUCGAGGAUUUUGUCGUAACUUCCUCUAAACUUCACUCGGCCAUUGAAUUCUGUGUUUUGUUUUGCAUAUGAACUAACUCAGGAUCUGUUUUCGAGUUUAGGUCCAGUUUCAGUCGUGGAAAUUAAAGCAGAGGUCCAGAAGGGAAGACGUCUACUCUGAUGCUUCCAGGGUGAUGACACCCAGAGCAGGUUUACAAAAACUGAAAAUGACGAGUUAGUGGACCGCAUGGUCACUUCUAACCGUUUUUUUAAUGCAUGUCUACAAAUAGUUCAAAACAGCCCAUUAUCCCCCAAAACAAACGCUCAUUUCGCCCGUUUCUUCGAAGUGACACAGUUAGAACUGCAUGAAAAACAGCGUACGUUUCUGUAAAGCACAGGUGCGUCACAUUUGUCAACAAUGCUUCAGAGACUACAUAAACCACUCAACUGUUGCUUCAGAAAAGAUUUCUGUAAAAGUAGAGUAAGGUUGGUAAAAAGUGUUCAGUGGCCCAAACGCUUCUGCGAAACUGAAACCAACUUCAGGGAGUGUUUGUUUUUGAGAAACAGGACUUUGGAGUGAUGGCCGUUUGUUUUGUCUCUGCACCAGCGAUAGCUGAGGCCGGAGGCAUCAUGCUUUCAGGUUGUCCAUCUGU
Plectropomus leopardus (leopard coralgrouper) is the source of this 1736-nucleotide messenger RNA. Lineage: Eukaryota; Metazoa; Chordata; Actinopteri; Perciformes; Serranidae. The record is from RefSeq and is a predicted model, not a curated record.